Drosophila persimilis is the source of this 859-nucleotide messenger RNA. RefSeq names its product SUN domain-containing protein 2-like. The transcript is spliced from 2 exons. NCBI's taxonomy places the organism in Eukaryota, Metazoa, Arthropoda, Insecta, Diptera, Drosophilidae. The coding region runs from base 16 to 615 and encodes 199 amino acids. The record is from RefSeq and is a predicted model, not a curated record.
CAAAGGUGUCUAAGUAUGCGGCAUUUUCUGAUGUUCGCUGCCCUAUUUUAUGGGUUGGAACUGCAGUGUGUGGCCUUUUCUUUCUCUAAUCUGCACUCCCUGUUCGACAAAUUGAUUGAAAAAGGAACCCAGGUACUUCAAUCGAUUACCAACACCACGUCAGGGACGAAGAGCGAAAUCGUAGUGAUGGAUAUUUUACUUCAGCUGUGCCAAAAAGAACUGGCGAAUAGAAAAAUAGAAGCUGGUCAGAACACAAACAGUAACAAUAACAACAACAUAAACAACAUAGAUAACAUUAUUCAAAGCCCAACAGUCCAACAGCCGCCCAUUACCAUUAUCAUAAGGAACGGUAAUACCGAUUCUCGGCUUAAGCCGCUGCCCCCCCACAAGAGAAGAGGGAAAAUGCAUAUUUUAAGGAGAAAAUAUAGAUGGCAGAGAGAAUACCGGAUUGUUAUCGAGAACGAGAACUCUUCCAAGCCACGACGUCGGGCUAAUUACCAAAGCAAGCGUCUAUUGGGACGCACGGAGAAUGAUAACGACAAGGUUCAUGAAACUGUAGAUUCCAGUGUAGAGGACUGUAUACGUACCAAGCUCGACGAACUGGAAAACAACUGAUAUUGUUUAAAUAUAGUCACAUUUAUUAUUAUUUACUGCUAAGCAAGAUAAUGUUCGUAUAGUCACUGAGACAUCUUCAGUCAUUCACAAUUUGAUUCACAAGUUUAUUUCAUUCAUAGGGAGGAUAUGUAGAAACUGAGUAGCAGGUAGUACUAUAAAUAUGUUCAUUUUAUUUGAGCCGGUGGUCAUGGGGAUGUGAUUAGAGCCCUGCAUGAAUCCACAGUAUUCAUAAAAUCAUAGCUAU